This is a messenger RNA of Phragmites australis (common reed), 1722 nucleotides long. Its product is annotated as cyanidin 3-O-rutinoside 5-O-glucosyltransferase-like. The transcript has a single exon. Gene Ontology annotation, molecular function: UDP-glycosyltransferase activity. NCBI's taxonomy places the organism in Eukaryota, Viridiplantae, Streptophyta, Magnoliopsida, Poales, Poaceae. The record is from RefSeq and is a predicted model, not a curated record. The coding region runs from base 72 to 1517 and encodes 481 amino acids.
CAUAAUUUUCACCUUCUUGUGAUAUCAUCCACACACACACUCUCAGCCACACCAAACACUCUCGUCUCUCUAUGGCCGACGAGGAACGCCGCCAACAACACAACAGCGGCCACCAUGAGGCCCAUAAGGGCCACCGCAGCCACCAUUUCCUGGUGGUGGCACACGGAAUCCAAAGCCACGUGAACCCCGGACGCGCCCUUGUUCACCGUCUCACGCGGCUCAGCGUCGAUGGCUCCAUCCUCGCCACGCUCUCCGUGCCGAUUCAUACCCACCGCCGCAUGUUCCCCUCACUGGAUGGCGCCGAGGAGACCACCGACGGCGUCAUCACAUACGUCCCCCACUCUGAUGGCCUCGACGACGGCUCCACGCCCAAGGACGCCGAGGGCACGGCGCGCAGGCGACGCGCGAGCGCCGAGAGCCUCUCCGCCGUUGUCACCCGCUUCGCGGCCCGUGGCCAGCCGGUGACGUGCAUCAUCUGCACGAUGGUGCUUGGCCCGGUGCUCGACGUCGCACAGGAGCACGAUAUCCCUCUAGCCUUUUACUGGACCCAGCCGGCUAUCGUUCUUGCCGCCUACUACCACUACUUCCAUGGCCACGGCGAGCUCAUCGCUUCCCAUGCCGCCGACCUGGCGUACGAGGUGAGCUUGCCUGGGCUAAGCCGUCCUGUCCGGAUACGGGACUUCCCGUCCGUGUUGGUCGACACGACAGGAAGCGAGCUGGCCAAGGCCAUCAACGAAAUGGUUCGAGAACUGUUCGAGCACAAGAACCAAUGGCGGCCUAAGGUGCUCGUGAACACGUUCGACGAGUUGGAGGCGACCGUGCUCGCGGAGGUGAAGCGGCACUUGGACGUGUUUGCCGUUGGUCCCAUGGUUGGGUCCUCGACGGAAGCGCGAAUCCAUCUGUUCAAGCACGACGACGCCGACAAAAAGAGGUACAUGGAGUGGCUUGGAGCUCAGCCGGAGAUGUCAGUGGUGUACGCCUCGUUUGGGAGCGUAUCAAAGUACAGCAAGCAACAGAUCGAUGAGAGAGUUGCAGGGCUGCGGCAGUGUGGGCGGCCAUACCUGUUGGUCGUGCGCAAGGAUGGACUCGAGGAGGAUGCAGGCCACUGCUUGGAGACUGUCCAAGACCAAGGGAUGGUGGUGGAGUGGUGCAACCAAUUGGAGGUCCUAUCGCACCCAGCCGUGGGGUGCUUCGUCACGCAUUGUGGGUGGAACUCAACAAUGGAGGCCGUGGUGUCGGGCGUUCCAAUUGUUGGUGUCCCAAACAUGUUCGACCAGCCAACGAAUGCAUACUUGGUGGAGGAGGAGUGGGCGAUUGGCACGAGAGGGGAGCGUAACAGCGACGGCGUUUUAACUGGCACGGAGUUGGCAAGGUGCAUCGAGUUGGUCAUGGGUGAAGGUGCCAAAGCAAUGGCGGUAAGGGCAAGAGUAAAGGCUUUGAAAGGGAUAGCGCAGGAGGUAGCAGAUGAAGGCGGGCGUGCUGAGAGAAACCUUCGAGAUUUCGUCACAGCAAUCUAAGAUCGUGAUACAGUUGGUGGCGCGAACAAUACCGUUCAGCGUGGCAAAAUAUAAUACCCGAUAAUAAUGAUAAUAAUGUGAUCUUCUAAACCGUUGCUCGGUUGGAUGAUUGGAAUCGUGGAUGCAUAGAUCUCGUUAAGACGAAUCCGUUUUGCUAUCUAAUGUCGAGUUUUGAUACUUAGUGAAUUCGUGAUGAAUCCAAUAA